AAGAUAAUAGAUAUUCGAUCGGCCAUGGCGAUAACGGCGAAUCAAUCCCGUCAGCAGCCGCAUUUUAUGGUGUUCCCCAUCAUGCUUCCGGGGCAUAUGAUCCCCCUGAUAGAUGUUGCCAGGAUGCUAGCUCGGUGCGACGGCGUCAUCGUCACCGUCCUCACCACCCCCGUCAAUGCCAAACGCUUCCGCCCAGCGCUCGACCGCGAACGCCGAUGCGGUUUCAAGAUCCGAGAGCACGAGCUCCGGUUUCCCUGUGUGGAAGCCGGGUUACCGGAAGGAUGCGAGAAUGCGGACUUGAUCCCCAAAGGUCAAAACCUGGCAGCCAACUUCAUGGCCGCCGUCGGAAUGCUGCGGCCGCAGGUGGAAGAAGCGGUGAAGCAAAGCAAGCCGCCGCCGAGCUGCAUAGUCUCCGACAUGUUGCUGACGUGGACGGCGGAGGUGGCGGCGGGGCUCAACAUCCCCAGGCUUGUGUUCAACGGAUCGUGCUGCUUCUCCGACGUCUGUGAAGCGAGAAUCUCGGACUCCGAGAUUCUCGGGGAGGUGGGUUCAGAAUCGGAGCAGUUCACGGUCCCCGAGGUGCCGCAUAACAUACAAGUGUGCAAAUCUCAGGUCAAAUUAUGCACGACUGAUCCAAAUCUUUUGGAUGAUGAUCCUAGGAAACAAUGGAGUGUAAAGAUCAGGCAGACCUCAAAAUCCGCUUAUGGUGUAAUUGUGAAUAGCUUUGAUGAACUGGAGCCUGAUUAUGUAAAAGAGUAUCGGAAGAUGCAUCAUGGGAGAGUGUGGUGUGUUGGACCCGUUUCAUUAUGCAACCAAAACUACCAAGAUCAGUCACUAAGAGGCUAUAACAACAAUUAUAGUGACCAACAAGAGUGUUUGAAGUGGCUCGACUUGCAGGCACCGGGAUCAGUGGUAUAUGUUAGCCUUGGAAGCAUGGCGGCGCUAUCACCACGGCAGAUGGCAGAACUAGCUAUGGGUUUGGAGUCAAACAAAAGGCCAUUUCUUUGGGUGUUGGGUAAAAGAGGCAAGAAUAUUGAUGCGUUUGAGGAUUGGAAUGUAAGUAGCGGGUUUGAACAAAGGAACAGAGGGAGAGGGCUUUUGGUCCGAGGGUGGGCUCCUCAAGUGCUCAUCCUGUCCCAUACUUCCAUUGGAGGAUUCUUGACUCAUUGCGGGUGGAAUUCAACUUUAGAAGCCAUUUCUGCCAAAGUGCCAAUGGUCACGUUGCCACUGAUUGCUGAACAAUUUUUGAAUGAGAAGUUGGUAGUGGAGGUGCUCGGAAUUGGAGUAAGCCUAGGGUUGAAGAUGUCUAUUGAUUGGGAUGGUGAAGACAAAGAUGAUGUGGUUAUGGUGAAGAAUGAAGAGAUAAAUGAAGCCAUAGAUAAAAUAAUGGAUGAAAGGGGGAUAGAGAUAAGGAGGAAAGUAAGAGAGUUGGGAGAAAUGGCAAAGAAGGCAGUUCAAAAAGGGGGUUCUUCUCAACUAAACUUGAUUUCUUUAGUCCAAAAUGUUUCAUCAUUUGCACAACCAUGAGAAUCAUAUCUAAGUAUAUACGUCCACCUGCAAGCUUUGUAGUACUUGUUAUGCUUGUUGAGUUUUGCUAAUAAUUAAAAUCAAAUUCAUAACCAACAAUUAUUUUUUAUUGUAUU
Molecule: messenger RNA, 1643 nt
Organism: Ipomoea triloba (trilobed morning glory)
Lineage: Eukaryota; Viridiplantae; Streptophyta; Magnoliopsida; Solanales; Convolvulaceae
Product: UDP-glycosyltransferase 73C6-like
Exons: 2
Coding region: 25-1527 (500 amino acids)
Molecular function (GO): UDP-glycosyltransferase activity
Source: RefSeq, a predicted model, not a curated record